Messenger RNA from Phacochoerus africanus (Common warthog), 408 nucleotides. RefSeq names its product beta-defensin 119-like. The transcript is spliced from 2 exons. Bases 96 to 347 code for a protein of 83 amino acids. Gene Ontology annotation, biological process: defense response to Gram-negative bacterium; defense response to Gram-positive bacterium; antifungal innate immune response. The record is from RefSeq and is a predicted model, not a curated record. Gene Ontology annotation, molecular function: lipopolysaccharide binding. Lineage: Eukaryota; Metazoa; Chordata; Mammalia; Artiodactyla; Suidae.
CCUGCCAAUAAAAGCAAAGCUCAUCCUUGCUGCAGAGAACUCUGUUUCCAUACCCUGCAGAACAACCACCUUCUCCUUUUGUGAACUUCCAAGCCAUGAAGUCUUUUUUCCUGUUUCUUGCCAUCCUUCUGGCCAUGGAACCAGUGGUAUCAGGUAGACAUUCCCCACUUCGAUGCAUGGGAAACCUGGGAAUCUGCAGAGCCUCUUGCAAAAAGAAUGAACAGGCCUACCUCAGUUGCAGAAAUUAUCAACCAUGCUGCCUCCAGUCCUAUGUAAGGAUAGACAUUUUUGGCAAAGAGGGAAAAAAUGACUGGAGCCGGGAGAACCGCUGGCCAAAAAUAUCCUGAGUGCUAGUGAUCAGCAUCCUCAACCCGCUGUCAAUACUCCUCAUUAAAAUUCAUGCACCUG